Messenger RNA from Talaromyces rugulosus, 1929 nucleotides. RefSeq lists its product as uncharacterized. The coding region runs from base 1 to 1929 and encodes 642 amino acids. NCBI's taxonomy places the organism in Eukaryota, Fungi, Ascomycota, Eurotiomycetes, Eurotiales, Trichocomaceae. The record is from RefSeq and is a predicted model, not a curated record. The transcript has 5 exons.
AUGGCUGGGUCUGAACCCUCUGAGCGUAUAUUGUGGUGUGCAUUCUCCAAUAAACUUCAGAGACCAUUCUCUGUGAAAUGCACUGUCGGUGUCGAUUCUAUUUCCAACCUCAAAGAGAAGAUUUGCAAGGACAUAUUCAACUGCGAGUUUUCGCACUGGGACCUCGAUCUCUACAGCCCCGCCAAUCCAAUCAAAAACGCAGUUACACGGAAUGAUUUGAUACUGUUAAACCCACGUCAACAGAUCUCGUCUACAUUUCCAUCGUCGAAUGACCCGCAGCUCGACAUUAUCGUCAUCGAACCACUGCCAGAACAAUCUCAGUCUGUCUCCACUGGAAGUGGAAAAUCUCCAACUCUUGAUCCGCAAGACAUGAUAUGCACCCGGGAUGAAACAGUUUCAGUCCUUGCAAAAAUGGUGGUGGAUGAAAAAAUUAUCCAUGUUCGCGGCACGCCAUCAAGUGGAAAGUCGAUCCUUUCACUUUUGUUAAGAGAUCAUUUUCGUCGAAACGGCUGGAGAGUAUUCUUGCUUGGAACUUGGAAGCAAUGCCUCGAUGACGUUGAUGGUCUGGGACACUGGACUAGGUUCGCUAAGGUUCUCGGAUCAAAGUACCAAAGUGUAUACACCGUCGCGGACUUUUUCACCGAUAAGACUGUCAUCAUCCUAGAUGAAGCACAGGGAACUUACAGAGAUACGACAUUCUGGAACUAUGUUGUCAAGGAUAUCAGGGGCGGUGUGGGCUACAAAGUCAAACUGUGUCUCUUCAGUUCGUACGGUAGUCCCUCGGCUGGCCUGCCUUAUAAUCCCAGCGAUCAUCGCACGCCUAUCGAUUUUGCUCCGAGGCAAUGUGUUUCAUUGACUCCUGUAGUUGCGGAAGGGUCAGUGUCGAUAGGCCUGUUCUAUACCAGACACGAGUUCGAUGAUGUUGUCACAAAACUCUGUCGUUCUGAUCCUGUUUUACAGUACCCCAUUGGACAAGACGCUCGCGACUACUUGUUUGACCUCACCAAUGGACAUCCUGGGGCUGUCGGAUCGGUUGUUCAGUAUAUUUUCAACGUGUUCCGUUCUGAGACAAAAUUUCAGGUUAUUUCCGCAAUAACAAAGCAAGAUGUGGUCCAGGCUCUAGCAGAUGAUGCCAAAGUAUUCAAAAGCAUCAAGGGAACUCUUGUCUCACGCUCUUUUCCACAAACCAACCUCACCCCGCAGGCCAAGGUCGUCUUGUGCAAAAUACUUGAGGAUGGAUACGUACCUUUCGACAAGACAGAUGAAGGAGAUGCUGGUCUCAGAUCCUGCUACGAAAAUGGAUGGAUUCACAGGGCAUUACGUGAAGAUGGACCGCGAAUUCAAAUUGCCGCUGUUCUACCAUCACGCCUACACGAAAAAUAUGUCGAGUACCUUAUCGGCACAUCUCCAAUACCAUUCCCAAAGGACGAUUUUCCCACCAUUCAAAGCUUGUGUAUCCAGAUACUACGUUGCUUCUCUGCCAGGAGGCUUAGGCAUUGCGUGGAAGGGAAAUUGUCAACUGCAGCACAACUCAGGCCUGUAGAAGCACAGUACCAGGAUGAACUAUACAGAGCUUUCAAUACUGUCGUAGGUCGCGGCGUGCCGAUAUCUAGUGAAUGGUCUCGAGGUGGUAAUGGACGAGUCGACUUCUGGAUCUCGGAAAUGCGGUGGGGAAUAGAGCUCCUUCGCGAACACAGCAAUGUCGAUGAACAUCUCGCUCGAUUCAAGAAGGGAGGCCGAUAUUAUCAAUGGGUCAUGGUGGACAUGAUCAAGGAUUAUAUUGUCAUUGACUGUGCAACGUCCCCACCAGACAAUGACCACCCUGAUCCGAAGUUGAUGCGCGCUGUUUUCAGUGAAGAUUAUUCGCAACUGAUGCUGUUCGAUCACAAAAAUCACAGUAUCACAAGCCCCAUCGUUUUGAUCAACUGA